Molecule: messenger RNA, 900 nt
Organism: Exophiala aquamarina CBS 119918
Lineage: Eukaryota; Fungi; Ascomycota; Eurotiomycetes; Chaetothyriales; Herpotrichiellaceae
Exons: 2
Coding region: 1-900 (299 amino acids)
Biological process (GO): transcription by RNA polymerase III
Cellular component (GO): RNA polymerase III complex
Source: RefSeq, a predicted model, not a curated record
AUGCCAGGGCGAGGUGGCCGCGGUGGCGGUAAGAAAGGACCCGAUCUAUCCUGGGAAGAUCCCCAAGAUCUGCCUAGCGGACAAGCCACUCCUAUUGAGAAAAAAAAGUUGCCACCUCCAAGGUUUCCCCCCAUCGACUUGAAAGUCCCGCGGCCGAUUGAUGCGAAGGAGCUUGCCGGUGUGAAGAGUUACCUGCGCUUUCGCGAUUUUGUUCACAAUGGACCCUAUUACUCUGUGCUCCAGUCGAGCAAUCUGACGGACGACAAGGGAAGGGUCCAUAAGCGCGCCGGAUUUGACCCCUUCAAUGACCAGGAAAAGUACACGGCAAAAUAUGAAAGAAAAAAACGGACAGUGCCAGAUUUAAGCACGCGGGACUAUGCCCUCCACACAUUUCCCCAAGAGCUCUGGUCGACGUUAGACCCAAAAAGAAAACAUCCCCUGUGGAGAACAGUGGACAACGCCGCACUUCUUGAUGCUCCAAGGAAGAACCUAAAGCGCAGGCGCGAGACUUUAGCAGUGGGAGAUGACGAGGAUGAUGGUAAAGACCAAGCAGGAUCCGACAACGGAAAUGACACAGACGAGUCAGAUCCAUUGCUGAGCGGAGCCCGACGGCCACGGAACUCGGCCAAAGCGGCGAAAGAACGACGAAGGGAUCCCACGACGAAGAAGUCUGGUGAGAAGAGUGGUCUGGAUGCAGAAGACGAUUAUCCUGACGAUGAAGGCAGGGAUCAUGAUGACUUGGACGAUGAUGGAGAAGGCGAGGAUGAGCCCAUGGACUCUGAAUUUGAGGAGUCGGACGAUGGUGGCGGCGACGAUUACAAUGCCGAGCAAUAUUUCGACACGGGCGAGAAUGAUGACGACGAUUUCGGUGGCGGUGAUGAUGAUGGAGGGACAUAUUGA